AUGUUGGCAAGAGCCCUAACCCUCUGCGCCCUGGCUCUUGGGACUGCCCGUGCGGCGUCGCGCACGACACCACCCCCAGGAGCCAAGAUCGUAGCCAAGUCCGGGGGCGACUACUCGUCUCUCCAACAAGCCAUCGACUCAAUCGACCCCACCUCAACCACCCCAACCACCAUCUUCAUCCAACCGGGCAACUACACCGGCCAAACGACCAUCGCCGCCGGAUACGCAGCCCGAAUCUCCAUCCAUGGCUACACCGCCGACGACCAGACAUUCGCCGCAAACCAAGUCACGCUCUCAGCCGGGGAAUCGUCCGCCUCGGCCGGCGGGAACGAGCAAAGCGGCACGCUGCGAAUCUGGGCCGACAACGUCUCCGUGUAUAACCUUGUGAUUGAAAAUACGGCGGGGGACGCGGGGCCCUCGCAUGCGGUUUCGAUCAACAGCGACGGCAUUGGCUUCUACGGGGUUGCGUUGACGGGGUGGCAGGAUACGCUGUACAACAGGAAUGGCCGGGCGGUGUUUAAGAACUCGUAUGUUGACGGGGCCGUCGAUUUUAUCUACGGCGGGGGGAGUCUGUGGUUCGACGGCAGCGAAAUCGCAUUCAAGCGCGCGGCCGGCGGAUACAUCACCGCGUCCGGAAGGACCACGAAUGACUCGGGCUGGUUCGUCAUCAACGAGUCCAAAGUCACCGCGGCAGCGGGGGUGAAUGUCCGUCCGGGGAGCGUCUUCUUGGGUCGCCCCUGGCGCGACCAUGCGCGGACGGUCUUCCAGAACUCGGAGCUGAGUGAGAUUGUGCAUCCGGAGGGGUGGAACCCCUGGGAUAAGGCGCCGAACUUUGGGAAUAUCUUCUAUGCAGAGUAUGGAAACUACGGACCUGGGGCUGAUACGGCGAAUCGCGUGGAUUGGAGCUAUCAGUUGGAGGAACCGAUCAGUAUUGAUGAGGCGGUGGCGGGGUGGGGGGAGUUUGUUGAUACCCAGUAUUGGAGCGGCGAUGAGUAG
Aspergillus calidoustus is the source of this 996-nucleotide messenger RNA. NCBI's taxonomy places the organism in Eukaryota, Fungi, Ascomycota, Eurotiomycetes, Eurotiales, Aspergillaceae. The record is from the annotation of a GenBank genome assembly.